AAUCCAACUAACGAUAUCCAUGUUAAUAAUUCCAAUUCUGUCUAGCUUAUCUUUUCCUGAUUUACCGCUGACACUAAAUAAUGUAGAGAUAAAACUGAAGCAGUGUUGUUACGGUAAUUGUCUCACACAUUGCUUAUCAGAUAGUAAUUGUACUUCGCACGCAAUAUAUUGUAAAUGUACAGUAUAUAACUGACUGGAAAUUCUGUACUAUCGUCAGAUCAGAAUCACAUGAGAUAAGUGAGUGGUGAAAUAUUAAUUUCAAAAUGACACUUCACUUUUUGACUGUUGUACUGCUGCUUAUUCAUGGUCUUGCUACUGGCAUCGAUGUAACUGAUAAUGAACAAACUAGCAAUGAAUUGAAGGAAGCGCCAACGACUGCACUCCAAGAAAUCGAUACAGUUUACAAUGUGAAUGAGGACGUCACACUGGCCAGGAACAAGAAAGCUCUGAUGGCAACGCUGAAGGUUGUCGUUGAUUCAUUUUGUAAAUUGUUAAAAAUAUUUGGCGGACGAAGUAUCCGCGAUGAUCUUGAUGUUGAUCUCACCGAAAAGAAGGAGAUUCAAACCGAUAAAAGAGCCUUGACCCUUGCUACCCUUGUCACUGUUGGUAAAGUUAUUUGCACUGCUAAUACAGCUGUCAACAUUCUGAAUAACGUCAGAAAUUUUUGCCGAGUGAUCAACGCUGGUAAGAGAGACAUCCAGAGCCCUGAAAGUGUCAUCGAUGAAGAGGAACAUCAACCAGAGAAAAGGAAUUUUAACUGGUUGUUAAACAGUGCUCGAGAGAUUUGCAAAUGGUUAGAUCGUAAUGGGAGGGACACUGAGAAAGUGGAGGAACUCUACUCGGGCACUGAAUAUCAAGUCGAUAGAAGGGAUUUUAAAGAGAUUUGGUAGUUUUUAAAACAUCAUUUGAGACUGUCACUAGUAAUGGAGAUUUUUACGAAAAGAAAACUACACAAUGUCUAGGACAAUAAUUGAACUUUAGUGUUACCAACUAAAAAAGAAUUGAACUUUAGUGUUACCAACUAAAAAAGAAUUGAACUUUAGUAUUACUAACUAAAAAAGAAUUGAACUGUAGUGUUACCAACUGAAAAAGAAUUAAACUUUGGUUUUACCAAUUAAGUUAAAAAGAAUUGAGUUGUAGUAUUCAUAAUAUAUCAAUGCUUGGCACUUCAUCUUCGUAUCCAAUUUCCCCGAUACUUCUAGUUAGUCCUCAUUUGUUUUUUUAUUUAAAUUGAAAAUGUAAUGAUUCUUCCACUAAGAAAUUAUUUUAUACUACGAAGGACUCAUUUCCGAAUUCGCUUUUAUGCAAACUUACUUAUAGGCUAAUGUUGUCUCAGUAGUUAAAGUAGUUAAUUUUGCGUUUUCCAAAAUCCUUUUUGUAUGAACUAUGACACACACACACAAUAUUAAUUUUAAUAAAGGUGAAACAUGUCAA
Messenger RNA from Biomphalaria glabrata, 1434 nucleotides. RefSeq lists its product as uncharacterized. Lineage: Eukaryota; Metazoa; Mollusca; Gastropoda; Planorbidae. The record is from RefSeq and is a predicted model, not a curated record. The transcript has 3 exons. The coding region runs from base 264 to 890 and encodes 208 amino acids.